AUGAGUCUGGCUGCUGCUCAGUUGGACCAAGCUUCAAUCACCACUAUUCUUAACAUUCAUAAUCAGUGGAGAGCUGACCCAACUAGUGUUGGCGCAUUGGCACCCGCCACAACCAUCCCAGCUUUGAAAUGGAACGCCACCAUGGCCAGAGAUAUCCAGACUCACGUUUCCAAGUGCUCCAACACAUGGAGUCCAGCCGCCCUCAAGUCCCAGGUGUCCGAGUGGAGCUUCGGAAUUGCCCCCAACUUUGACGCCGCCCAGAUCCUCAACUGGAUCGCCGAGGGAGCUCCCGCCUUUGACUUCACCUUGAAGGCUUGUCCAUCUGGAAACUACAGCUGCAGCAUGUGGGCUCAGGCCGUGUGGGCCACCUCCACCCAGAUUGGCUGUGGCAUGGCUCAAUGCAGUGGCUACUACUACUUGUACUGUGACUACAAGACACCAGGUGGAUACAGAAACAAGAACCCAUACACUCCAAAGAACCUCCCAACCCCAACCCCAACCUCCACCCCAGCUACAACUGGAAGCACUGUGUCCACGACCUCCUCCACUACCUCGACCACCAAGCCCGCCACCACCUCCUCGACUACCUCCACAACUUCGACCACCAAGCCAGCCACCACCUCCUCGACAACUACCUCCACUACCUCGACCACCAGACCAGCCACCACCUCUUCGACCACCACUACCACCACCCCAGCUACUACCACUUCCGCUGGCGCCACCUCUGGCACUCCAACUCCAACACCAAACGCUGGUGGCUCGAUCGAUUGGAGAUCAUUCUCCACCCCAGUAAGAAACCAGGGUCAAUGCGGUGACUGCUAUUUGUUCGCCGCCGUCGCUAACAUUGAGGCAAGAGCUGUCAUCUACAAGGGUGCCAACAAGGACACCUUCAACUUGGCCGAGCAGGACGCCCUUAACUGCAUCAGCAACGGAUGCAACGGAGGCUGGCCAACAUCAGUCUACACUACCUUUGCCAAGAAUGGUAUCGCCUACGAGUCCACCUACCCAUACACCGAGACCCAGAGCACCUGCACCAAUGACCUCUCUGUCGCCCGUUGGAAGUGGGCUGGCUACAGCGAGAACACUGGCACCACCAAGGCUGCUUUCAUCAACGCCCUCAAGACUGGUCCAUUCGCCGCUGCCCUCUACGUCGACGAUGCCUUCCAGAACUACAAGUCUGGUGUCUUCUCAUGUCCACAGGCUUACACCAGCAUCAACCACGCCAUCACCGUCACUGGUUACGACGCCGCUGGUGACUACUGGAUCAUUAAGAACUCGUGGGACACAUGGUGGGGAGAGAGUGGAUACAUUCGUUUGACUGCUUCCAACGACAACUGCAACAUGUUGAAGUACGCCGGAAGCUACGUUAACUACUAA
Messenger RNA from Acytostelium subglobosum LB1, 1377 nucleotides. RefSeq lists its product as hypothetical. The record is from RefSeq and is a predicted model, not a curated record. Lineage: Eukaryota; Evosea; Eumycetozoa; Acytosteliales; Acytosteliaceae. The transcript has 2 exons. Gene Ontology annotation, molecular function: cysteine-type endopeptidase activity. Bases 1 to 1377 code for a protein of 458 amino acids. Gene Ontology annotation, cellular component: lysosome.